This is a messenger RNA of Diplodia corticola, 984 nucleotides long. RefSeq names its product natterin-like protein. The transcript has a single exon. The record is from RefSeq and is a predicted model, not a curated record. NCBI's taxonomy places the organism in Eukaryota, Fungi, Ascomycota, Dothideomycetes, Botryosphaeriales, Botryosphaeriaceae. The coding region runs from base 1 to 984 and encodes 327 amino acids.
AUGGGCAGUCUCAAGCAGAAGCCAGCCUUGUAUAUCCCCCCAGAGGGGAUCUCCUUCCGCCUCGCCGGAUUUGCGAGCUCCUGUGUUUUAUUCUCCCGCCACCAUGAGUCUCCAUCCUUUGGCCAUUUCCCUCUCGGUGAGAUAUACGCCGACCAGUGGUGGCAGCUGGUUCCGGGGUCCGGAGAGCACGAAGGGCGGUACUUGAUCAAGAGCGAUCGGACCAAGGAAGUGAUUUGGUCUCGAACCAACAUGAAACCCUAUGUCGGAACCAUCGAUGUUUCGGGCGGCAGCUACUCUGACAACUGGUUUGUACUCGAGCCAGGCACCGGGAAGCUCACCAACUACUUUCGACUAGUCUGUCCCUACUCCAACACCGUCCUGUUCUCGCGCACCCACAUGUCCCCAGAGGUUGGGAACUUCCACGCAGACGGCGACAAGUACGACGACCAGUAUUUCCACUUUUUGUUCGAGGACAUGGACGUUGAAAGCAUUCACUUCGACGUCGACAAAGGGGAGAUAGUGAACUCGGUCCCACUCGUGAUUGCUCGGCAGCGACUGGUCAAUGACACCUCGGUGCCCCAGAGCCUUUCUUCAACAUUCACCAAGUCAGAGCAGCGGGAGUCGUCGUUCGAGUAUACCCGCGGCUUCGCGGUCACAGUGGGGCUUGAAUUUUCCGCUGGCAUACCCAUUGUGGCCGACGGCAAGAUCAGCGUGUCAACGACCGUCAGCAGCGAGUUCAAGUGGGGAACAACGACCACAACCACCGAGUCAUUCUCAGACACCUUCAAUGUCACUGCGCCGGCGAACAGCAGCGUCAUUGCCUCCGCGACCGUCCAUCGAUACGAGCUCAGUGUACCAUACACCAUGACUUUGAAGUCUCGGGCCACGGAGUACGAGAUCAAGACGGAGGGUGUGUAUCAUGGAGUCAGUUUCCACGACCUCGUUUGCCACUAUUCGGAACCAGAGGAUAAGAAUAAGAAAUGA